AUGGGGUCCUCGCCAACAUCGUACAAGAAGGCCACGGCGGCGCUGGAUGAGGCGGCGAGGGCGAGGCUGCGCGGCCCGUUCUUCGGCGGCACCACGCCGUCGUCCGCCUCCGGGCAGGAGGACGUCGACGACGACGACGGCCUGGUGGAGCUGGUGCACGAGUUCUACAACGGGUACGGCGAAGACGCCGUCGCCAAGGAAGCCGUGGCGCCGCGGCCCGCUAGUGCCACGUGGGUCGACGCGCUGCAGGCGGCGCUGCGCGCCGUCGUGGGUGCGGGGCCGAACGUCGCUGGCGGUGAAGCGGUCAGGAAGCUCGUCGCCGCCCGGCUCCGUGCGAGAGGGUUCGAUGCCGGUGUCUGCAGAUCGUCGUGGGAAAGAGGAAGCAGCGUGCCGGCGGGCAGCCACGAGUACGUGGACGUGGUGAUCGCAGCCGGCGCGUCGACGUCGCGGUACAUCGUCGAGGUCAACCUCGCCAUCGAGUUCGAGACGGCGAGGCCCAGCGCCGAGUACCAGGAGCUCCUCCUCGCCCUGCCCACGGUGCUCGUGGCGAGGCCGGAGACGUUCAAGGAGGUGGCCGCGGCAAUGUGCGCGGCGGCAGCGGAGUCCAUCCGGGGCGCGGGCAUGCACGUGCCGCCAUGGAGGCGCGCGCGGUACGUGCAGGCCAAGUGGUCCGGCAAGUACAAGCGAGCGGCGGCCGUGGCCGUGGCCGCGGCCGCGCCGUCGGGGUCGCCAUGGGAAGCUGUGGCGAGCAGCACUGCAGCGGCCGAAGCUCGCCCGCGCCGCGGUGUGCCGGCAUCCGGCGGCCCGAAGCAUUGCGGGAUGGAGAUGGGCCGCAGGGAGAUGGCGUUCGGGAGCACGAGGCCGCUGAUGUUCAGAGGGUUGUGA
Triticum turgidum subsp. durum (durum wheat) is the source of this 885-nucleotide messenger RNA. The record is from the annotation of a GenBank genome assembly. NCBI's taxonomy places the organism in Eukaryota, Viridiplantae, Streptophyta, Magnoliopsida, Poales, Poaceae.